Molecule: messenger RNA, 1032 nt
Organism: Prunus armeniaca (apricot)
Lineage: Eukaryota; Viridiplantae; Streptophyta; Magnoliopsida; Rosales; Rosaceae
Source: the annotation of a GenBank genome assembly
AUGGACGAGAGUGUUGUUGACGAUCUUAUUCGGAGGCUUGUCUCAGCGAAGAAUGGCCGGACCACCAAACAGGUGCAGCUCACGGAGGCCGAAAUAAGGCAGCUUUGCUCCGCUUCCAAGGAGAUCUUUCUCAGCCAGCCGAAUCUUCUUGAGCUUGAAGCUCCGAUAAAAAUUUGCGGAGAUGUUCAUGGUCAGUUUUCCGAUCUUUUGCGAUUGUUUGAGUAUGGUGGGUACCCACCUGAGGCCAAUUAUUUAUUCCUAGGGGACUAUGUCGAUCGUGGUAAGCAGAGCAUAGAGACAAUAUGCCUUCUCCUUUCCUAUAAGAUCAAAUACAAGGAGAACUUCUUUCUCCUCAGAGGCAACCAUGAAUGUGCUUCCAUCAACCGCAUAUAUGGGUUCUAUGAUGAGUGCAAGAGAAGAUUUAAUGUUCGCAUUUGGAAGACAUUUACUGACUGCUUCAACUGUCUUCCUGUUGCGGCUCUUAUUGAUGAAAAGAUCCUUUGCAUGCAUGGUGGUCUUUCUCCUGAUUUGAAAAACUUGGAUCAGAUUAGGAAUAUUGCCCGGCCGGUGGACGUGCCAGAUCAGGGCCUUCUCUGUGAUCUAUUAUGGGCUGAUCCUGAUAAAGAUGUUGAAGGUUGGGGAGAGAAUGAUCGUGGCGUGUCCUAUACUUUUGGUGCUGACAAGGUUGCUGAGUUCCUCCAGAAACAUGACCUUGAUCUCAUUUGCCGUGCUCAUCAGGUUGUGGAAGAUGGGUAUGAGUUUUUUGGAAAGCGGAAGCUGGUGACAAUAUUCUCAGCACCAAAUUACUGUGGGGAGUUCGAUAAUGCUGGUGCCAUGAUGAGUGUAGAUGAUACAUUGACAUGUUCCUUCCAGAUCUUGAAAGCAUCUGAGAAGAAAGGAAAGGUUGGAGUAGGCAACAACAUGUUAAGACCAGGAACUCCACCUCAUAAGAAUUGUCUUAGCCGAGUAGCUUCCUUGGAUAAUUACAGUAGGUCAAUUAGUACUGAAUGGAUGGUGCAAGCUGUUGGCUAA